UGCAUUCCUGUCAUUGAUUGAGCUUCGAGGCUGGACAUAUUUUUUUGCCAACUAAAAGAAAAUUUUAAUAAACAUAAUGGUUGAAGAAAGCAAUCCACCGGAAAAUGUUGAUAAAAGUGAAGCGGAGCUGGCUCCCGCUCAAAAUGAACCUGUAAAGGUUUUCACAGUAGAGAUUUUACAUAUGAUUAAGGAGGCCCAGCAACAACAUGGCUUGCGUCACGGCGACUUCCAACGUUACCGUGGAUAUUGCACCAGAAGAAUUCGUCGUUUGCGCAAAGCAUUGAAGUUUCCCCAGGGCGAUAAGAGACACUUCAAGCGUCGUGACGUUACUUUGGGACAGUUGACGGGAAAACGUGCCGAUGAGCGUUUUAUUCACAUUCCGUUAAUCAGUGCGGAACGAGCUUGGGCUUACGCCAUGCAGCUAAAGCAGGAAUCAAAUACUGAACCACGUAAACGUUUCCAUUUAGUCAGUAAAUUAAGAAAAGCUUGUUCUUACGCUCUGCAUUUGCAGGAAUUGUGCAAUUCCGAAGCGUUUGAUGCUCGUACAAAAUUGGAAUGUGAAGCAUAUGUGUCAUGGAUGCAUGGAACUUUGCACUUUGAAUUGCAGCUAUGGAAGACUGCAGGAGAACAUUUGAAACGGGCACAAGUUGUCUAUGAAAAUUUGACAAAGGCUUUGCCAGAAGAUGAACAGGAGUUGUAUCGUGCCAAGGUGAACGAAUUUACACCUAAUUUGCGCUACUGUGCUUACAACAUAAGUGGUGGCCGUGCCGCUGGCGGAAAUAUGGAUGAUUUGUUGGAGUUCCAUGCACAAGGUUUACUUGAAAAUCUUGAUGAUCUUGUUAACAAGACCAAAACUGAGAGCAGCGAAGGCCUGCAAACCAUUGAAUGGCGUGGUCGUAAAGUUACUGUUCGUCCGGAAAAGGUACGUCUGUUUUUGCUAAGCGCUCAGGAAUUAGACAAGGGUCUUGAGAAGACUUCAAAGGUGGAUUCGAAGAUAGAAUUAAUCGAACGUACUCUUAUGGACUGCAAGGAUGCCAUACAGGCUGUAAAGGAAGAAAUAAAGCAGGAUCCCAAAUUACGUUCGUUGACCACAGGACAAACUGUGUCCGGUGUCCAAUAUCUUUUGGCAUAUCUGUCGUACAUUCGCCAUAGUCGUACUUUACAACGUAAUUUGUGUUUGGUCGAGCAAGCUAAGGCAAGUUUUGAUGAUCCCAAUCAAAAAUCUGAACUCAAUGUGGUCGAGGGAAAGCGAGUGCGUCCUCAGGAUUUAACUCGUUUGUAUGAGAUCAUAUUGCAGAACGUAACUGAAAUGCAGCAAAUCAACGGUAUGGAAGAUGAUUCAGUCUACCAAGCCGAGGUAGAAAACUUGGCUUUGACGUUUAAGGCAUUCCGCUGCUACUACAUUGCACUCACUCUUAUCGACAUGAAGAAAUGGAAGGAAGCUGUUGCUCUGUAUGAACGUUCUUCAAAUUAUGCAAAUGAAGCCCUAAAGAACAAACCCAGUACAGAAUUCAAUAUGGCCAACGAUUUAAAGAAACUAAUUUCAAUUAUUGACAGUUGCAAGUUCUCAGCUCAUGCAUACAGUGUUCUCGAAGAUGACAAUUCGGAUGAUCCUAUUUUUACCUCUAAAUCACAGAAAUCAUCUAAGCCUCUGUUCGAACGUCUAUCACAAUACAAAGAGGACCAAUCGUUGCACACAAAGAACCCCAAUGUAUUCAAAAUGACACCAGAAAUGGAGGCCAUUCCCUGUAAACCACUAUUCUUUGACUUAGCACUAAAUUAUGUUGAGUUCCCAUCACUGGAGGAUAAACUUCAAUCGCCUGGAAAGAAGGGUAUAUCUGGAUUUGUUAAAGGUUUUCUUGGCUGGGGUGGUAACAAGUAAACGAAGUAAUUUCAUCAUGUUUUUAUUACUAUUUUAUAAUUUGUUGAUACAAAACACCAUUAUUAUUCCAAAACAAAAUAGCCGCAUUCAAACCUAACAAAACCGUGUUAGUUAUUACACGAUUUUUUCUUUUUGAAUACUGUAGUAAAUACAUGUUCAGUGGAAAUAAAUUUUAGAACACGUUGCAUUAAAAUUUAUAAAAAAAACACUGCAAUUGAUACAUUGAUUAUUUCGUAUUAAGCUAUAUUAUCAGUUAGUGGUAUUUUAUAUAUUUUUAUUAAACUUAAAAACAAAUUUAUCAAUUUCUUGUACUCUUUCCAUAUUUAUAAUACACAAACACUUGGUUGCUCUAAAAGAAUUCAACAAAUUGCAUUUUACAGAA
This is a messenger RNA of Calliphora vicina (urban bluebottle blowfly), 2264 nucleotides long. It is a transcript of the gene Srp68, whose product is annotated as signal recognition particle 68. The transcript has 3 exons. The record is from RefSeq and is a predicted model, not a curated record. Gene Ontology annotation, biological process: SRP-dependent cotranslational protein targeting to membrane. Gene Ontology annotation, molecular function: signal recognition particle binding; endoplasmic reticulum signal sequence receptor activity; 7S RNA binding. Gene Ontology annotation, cellular component: signal recognition particle, endoplasmic reticulum targeting. Bases 77 to 1882 code for a protein of 601 amino acids. Lineage: Eukaryota; Metazoa; Arthropoda; Insecta; Diptera; Calliphoridae.